This is a messenger RNA of Anas platyrhynchos (mallard), 2480 nucleotides long. RefSeq names its product adenosine A3 receptor (gene ADORA3). Gene Ontology annotation, biological process: G protein-coupled adenosine receptor signaling pathway. Lineage: Eukaryota; Metazoa; Chordata; Aves; Anseriformes; Anatidae. Gene Ontology annotation, cellular component: synapse; dendrite; plasma membrane. Gene Ontology annotation, molecular function: G protein-coupled adenosine receptor activity. The record is from RefSeq and is a predicted model, not a curated record.
GCAGACCCUGCGGGAGGCCGCUGGUGCCCAUGUCCGCCCUCCGCAGCUCGAGCCAGGGCAGGAACGACCCCAGCGACGUGCUGACCAACACCAGCCAGGUGCUGAGCCAGGUGCUGGGCAGCAUGGAUGCCAUUUACAUCGGGGCCGAGUGCCUGGUGGCUUUGCUCGCUGCUUUGGGUAACAUCCUGGUCAUCUGGGUGGUGAAACUGAACUCAGCCUUUCAGAACACGACCAUGUACUUCAUCGUCUCCCUGGCGCUGGCUGAUAUCGCCGUGGGGGUCCUCGUCAUCCCCCUGGCCAUCGUGGUGAGCCUGAAGGUCAGCAUUGACUUCUACUCCUGCCUGUUCAUGUGCUGCCUGAUCGUGAUUUUCACUAACGCAUCCAUCCUCUCCCUCCUGGCCAUCGCGGUCGACAGGUACCUGCGCGUGAAGCUGCCCAUCAGAUAUAAAAUAAUCACUACAGAAAGAAGAAUUUGGUGGGCACUGGGUUUGUGCUGGUCUCUCUCCCUGCUGGCAGGAUUAAUCCCCAUGUUUGGAUGGAACAGGCAAAAAGAAAGGAACGCUGACUCUCAAACAUGCGAAUUUGUCUCUGUGAUGAGGAUGGAUUACAUGGUAUAUUUUGGGUUUGUGACAUGGACCCUUGUCCCUCUGACCAUCAUGUGUGGUCUGUAUGUUGAAAUCUUUUACAUCAUCAGGAUGAAGCUAAGCCAAGGUGUAAGCAACGUGAGAGGGGCAGGAACAUUUUAUGGACAGGAGUUCAAGACAGCCAAAUCUCUAGCACUUGUUCUCUUCCUGUUUGCAGUAUCCUGGUUGCCUCUGUGCAUUAUAAACUGCAUCUUCUAUUUUUACCCUGAAUGUAAUAUCCCCAAGCACUGGAUUUACCUGGGAAUCUUGCUGUCCCAUGCCAAUUCUGCCAUGAACCCCAUUGUCUACGCUUGCAGGAUAAAAAAGUUCAAAACCACUUACCUUUUAAUUUUAAGGACCUAUAUCCUAUGCAAAAAAAGCCCAACAACACCAGACCCAGUCCUUACAGAACAAACACCUCAAUAGUCAUAAAUAUAGAAUGAAUGUUGGCUCAUCAGUGUAUACCGGACCAUUGAUAAAAUGCUUUAAAAAACCCAUGGGAAUUUUACCUACAGUCUUACACAAACUGUUUUAUGAUAAGGGCAAACCCCUUCUACUCUAUCUGAUGUACAUUUGACAUUAAGCCUAAAAGGAUCAUCCACAAUCUUCUGCAUUAUUAUACCCCAGCAAAUUCUGCUUGACUGUAGCUGUACACCAAGCCCAGACCUUCCAGACAAGAAUCUUCAUUUAAGAGCACCUUCUAGUUUUUACUUAUUGGCUUGAGCAUUAUUUGGCAGACCAUCGACCCAAAGCACUGUUAACAAGGCAGAUUUUUUCCUCCUAGUUCCCUAGGUCAAAUUUAUGGCCAGCUGGUAAACACAAUUCUUGUUAAUUUCUAGUUUUAAAUCUUUUUGUCCAGUUACAGGCCCUUUACUUGCACACAACCACACUUGCCCCCGACGUUUUGUUCCAGCAGCAUGUGUUCAAUAAGGCUAUAGCACCUUGUGCAACACCUCCACCUGUGGAUGAAAAACUGCAUCACGAAACUAUCCUCACUGUGGGUCCCACUGCUGACCGUCUCAGCUGAAAGGACAGAAGCUGAACUGCCUUCGGUGAUUCUUCUUUGGGGAAGAUCCUGUCGUGGGAGUCUUUCAUUAUUUGGAAAUCAAGAUAGUGCUCAUCCCAGAAGCCUGAAAAAUGGACCUCAGACAUGGGGCACCAGGCAGGAGCUGGUGCAAGAGCUAUUGAGAGAUGGGAUGUGCUGUGGAUAGGGGAGCAUGCCAAGAGGAGGUAACUGACAAAAAAAUUAAAUAAAUAAACUAAUGAUAUCUUUAGGUUAUUCCCUCCUCCCCCAGCUCCCUUACCAAGGAUAGAAUCAACUAUUCCUAUACCAUCAAGUCUGCAUUUUCUUAAUUUGUUACUGAAAAGCAUCCAUUUUGGCGAUUUUCCUGCACAGCAUAUUCCCAUGAUCUGUUCUCCCUACCCACCAGAAACUGUUUUCUUAACACCUGACAUAAAUGCAGUUUGUUGCAAAUCUCCUUUGCAAACCAGUUGCUCUGAACAGUUUCUUUUUGCAGCCUGUUACAGAUCUGAAGAUUUACUCUGAACUGAAUCCGAAGGUGUAUGUAAAUAUGUCUAUAUACGUAUUUAUUGUAUAAUUUCAAAAUACAGAAGAGACUUCAGACAAAUUUUGUCCAUUUUUUUCUCCUGCAAGGGUUGGCUGGGUCUACUGAAAAUAGGAUAAAUGUUUUUUGUUGUUGGUAACACAGCAGCUCGCAAUGCAGGCAUGUUGUCACUGACGACUCUUACCUCCUUUGUCUUCUGUACAACUAGACGAUAAAUUCAAAUCUGGUCAACUUGUGCUGCUGUCACUGUGCCACAUUAUAAUGAAGGACAAUAAAUAUUAUAUGGAUUUAA